Arabidopsis arenosa is the source of this 2092-nucleotide messenger RNA. The record is from the annotation of a GenBank genome assembly. NCBI's taxonomy places the organism in Eukaryota, Viridiplantae, Streptophyta, Magnoliopsida, Brassicales, Brassicaceae.
UAUAGAUUUUCUCGAGAGAGCAGAAACAGAGUCACCGGAAAACUCAUCUCCGGCGACAAGAAAAACACUUUAUAUAUUUAGAUUCUGGUGACUCUCUGCUCUGAUGGGUCAAUCUCAAGUUUCUUUCUUUCUUCUUCUAAUUCUUGUUUUAAUCUAUGGAGUUUCCUCCACCACUUUCACCAUCGUUAACCAGUGCAGCUACACCGUCUGGCCUGGACUUCUCUCCGGCGCCGGAACCUCUCCUUUACCAACAACCGGAUUCUCCUUAAACCCUACCGAGACACGUGUCAUCCCAAUCCCCGCCGCUUGGUCCGGCCGUAUAUGGGGUCGUACUCUCUGCACACAAGACGCAACCACCGGAAAAUUCACUUGCAUCACCGGAGACUGUGGUUCUUCCGCCGUAGAAUGCUCCGGAUCCGGGGCUGCACCGCCUGCGACACUCGCUGAAUUCACCCUAAACGGAGCCAAUGGCCUCGAUUUCUACGACGUCAGUCUCGUCGACGGUUACAACAUCCCUAUGACCAUCGUCCCUCAGGGAGGCGGAGAUGCUGGAGGCGUCGCCGGGAACUGCACGACCACCGGCUGCGUUGCGGAGCUCAACGGUCCGUGUCCUGCUCAGCUGAAAGUGGCGACGACGGGAACUGAAGGAGUAGCUUGCAAAAGCGCGUGUGAGGCGUUUGGGACGCCGGAGUAUUGCUGUAGCGGCGCGUUUGGAACGCCGGACACGUGUAAGCCGAGCGAGUACUCGCAGUUCUUCAAAAACGCGUGUCCGAGAGCUUAUAGUUACGCUUACGACGACGGAACUAGUACCUUCACUUGUGGCGGAGCUGAUUACGUCAUCACUUUCUGUCCUUCUCCUAACCCAAGUGUGAAGAGUGCAACGAAAGGACUCCAACCCGAAGCUGUUAGCUACUCUACGGCAACUCCAAACGCGUCGCCAACUCUCUCUGCCGUGUUUUCGAUUGGCGUUUUGACUGUCGCCGCGUCUCGGGCGAUGCAACUUGUUUGUGUUCAAGUAUGUAUACAAUAUACAACGUUCACGCUCGUUAACAAAUGCGAUUUCCCGGUGUGGCCAGGGACUUUAUCCGGUUCAGGUAGUCCCAAACUUGAUACCACCGGAUUCGAGCUCUCCAAAGAUACCUCUCGCACUUUCCGAGCACCAGCAGGUUGGUCUGGUCGCUUUUGGGGCCGUACCGGCUGCAACUUUGAUGGUUCUAGUAGUACCACGAGCUGCUCCACCGGAGAUUGCGGCUCGGGCGAGAUGGAAUGCAACGGAUCCGGAGCUGAACCGCCAGCCACAUUAGCCGAGUUCACUCUCGGCGUUUCCAGGUCUCUAGACUUUUAUGAUGUCAGCCUCGUUGAUGGCUAUAACCUCCCCAUGAUCGUGGAGGGUUCUGGUUUGUGCCCCACCACAGGGUGUGUCACGGACUUAAACCAGAAUUGCCCAACGGAGCUAAAAGCCAAGAGCGGUUUGGCUUGUAGAAGUGCGUGUGAGGCGUUUGGAACACCAGAGUAUUGCUGCAGUGGCGCAUACGGUUCACCUGGUACCUGCAAGCCAUCGAUCUAUUCUCAAGUCUUUAAAUCAGCUUGUCCUAAAUCGUACAGUUACGCGUACGAUGAUGCCACAAGUACUUUCACUUGUAGUGAUACUGAUUACACCAUCACUUUCUGUCCCAACUUGUCCAGUUUGAAGUCUUCAAGAGAACCACCUCCUGAUGAUACAGGAGAUGUAACUGGUUCUGGAACUUCGUCGAGUACAGAGAUACAACAACCGAUAGAAGAAGCGUCAUUAGCGAGUUCUUAUUACGCGGUUAUGGCUAUCGGAGAAGCGACUAUAAAUACUGCUUCUUUUGUUCUCCUUUUGAUCUUCUGUUGGAUCAGCUUGUAGCUUUGGUUACUGCGAAAAAAUGACAAAAAACUGAGAGAGAAGUAGAAACAGAGAAGGGUCAAAAUAAUUGAGAGGGAACUGUUAAUUUCCUCAAUAGUGAAGGCAAAGCUUGUCACUUUGAGGGGAAAUUUCAAUUAAAUAUUAGAUUCGUCAUCUUCUAUCAUUCCCAUGAGCUGCAUAAUUCAAUAAAUUAUAAGUUCUGAA